AUGGCCUUGCGCGACGAGAUCGCAUCCCUUCAGUCUCAAAUCAAAACUCUAGAAUCACUUACAACUUCUAAUAAAACAGUUUCGACUCCUGGUAAUCAUCCCUUGUCUCCUUCUGGACCAGAAGAGCCGACGAUCAAACCAGAGGACGUUGAAAAGUUGGAAGAUGAAGUCAAAUCGAGUCAGAAGGCCAUCAAAGAUUUAGAAGGCAUUGUGAAACGAUUGAGGGCAGAAAAUGAAGAUCUUAUCAAAAAGAAAAAAGCCUUGGGUGAAGCUGAGAAAAAACUGCUCGAAAUAACCGCCACUGCUGAAAAGCGUAAAAAGCUUUUGGAUGAAAUGGCAACCGAGAAGUUUGAACUGAACCAGGAGCUCACUCAAGUGAAGGAGAAAAUAUCUGCCGAGGCUGAGGGCAAGCUAAAAAGUCAAAAAUCAGAAGCUGAUCAAAAUAUUCUCCAGCUCAAGAAAGACUUGAAAGAGCAAAUUGCGCAGCGGAAGCAGGGAGAGAUGAGGAUUUUGGACGCAAAUAGGAGGAUUGAUGAAUUGAUGAGCGAGGUUAAAAAGCUCGAGGGAGAUCUAAAAAGCGCUAAAGAAGCAAAACGGUACCUCGACAGAAUCUACGAAGAAGAAAAAUCGUCAAAAGAAGAAAUCGAAGCUUCUCGGCAAAGCCUUUCUCAACAAGUGCUCGACUUGCGAUCCCAAUUGGAAAGCGAAAACGCUCUUCACAUCGCCGAGCUGGAGAAAAUCAAGGAAGAUAAGGUGAAUGAGAAAAUCGAGGCGGCGAAUCAAUGGAAAGAGCUCGAGGCGCAGUUUACAAAGACAAUCGACGAGCUGAAAGGGAAUAUCGAGGAAGAAGUGGAAAAGCAACGCAUUGUUGAGAGAAAGGCCGCUGUUACUGUAAGAGAGCUCAAGAAACAAGUCAAGUCUGAGAAAAACAGGGCAGACAAGCUUCAAGAGAAGCUGCGAGAUAUUGAUGCAUCUCAAAUUUCAGUCCAAGAGCGACUUUCUGUUCCAAACUUGGCUCCUCCGCACAGAGAUGAAACUUCAUCAAUUGGAUCUUGGAGCGUUCCUACUGAGUUCGAAGGAGUGACGAUCCUUACCGGUAAUGAAGCAGAUGCUUUGAUGAACAAAAACAAAAGCCUGAUGGAGACGAAUCUUCAACUGGAAGAACAAGUUCGAGCCCUUGAAAAGAAUCAAAUUCAGAUGUCAGAAGAGCUCGCUUCUCGCGAGGAAAUAUUACGAUCGCGAGUUUGGCAAACUCGCCCAGACGCAGAAAAGCAAAAGCAACCCGCUGGUUUGUCCGAUAUAUUUUUGAACAAAAUCGUCGAAUUUGCCUCGGAAAACUCGACCAACUCACCUUCUGAACAAAGCGUAGGGCAACUAAAAGCACUCAAUAAAAAGCUUCUUCGAAUGCUCGAGGAAGAAAUGACGAAAAACGUUGCGAUGCGAAAAAACAUCGAGCAGCUUUCCAUUCAACUACAACAGACCUAA
Messenger RNA from Oikopleura dioica, 1485 nucleotides. Lineage: Eukaryota; Metazoa; Chordata; Appendicularia; Copelata; Oikopleuridae. The record is from the annotation of a GenBank genome assembly.